This is a messenger RNA of Cyprinodon variegatus (sheepshead minnow), 489 nucleotides long. RefSeq names its product lactose-binding lectin l-2-like. Gene Ontology annotation, molecular function: signaling receptor activity. The record is from RefSeq and is a predicted model, not a curated record. The coding region runs from base 1 to 489 and encodes 162 amino acids. The transcript has a single exon. Lineage: Eukaryota; Metazoa; Chordata; Actinopteri; Cyprinodontiformes; Cyprinodontidae.
AUGAUACAGUUCCUCUUCUUGUUUGGUCUGACCCUGGCUGCUGAACCUCCUGCAGACAAACAGGAACUGAAGUUGAUGCGUGGUGGCUGUCCAUUGUUCUGGUUUAGUUUCGGGGAUCGCUGCUACAAGUACUUUGGCUCAAGGGUGACGUGGGGUGAUGCAGAGCUCCUAUGUGUGUCAGAGGAAGGCAACCUGGUGUCCAUCCACAGUCAGGAGGAACACGACUUUGUCAAUUUGCUGAUCAAGAACUUUGAUCCUAUUCAGGGACCCACCUGGAUUGGACUCACUGAUUUUCAUCGAGAGGGAGGCUGGAUAUGGUCUGAUGGGUCCAAACACAGAUUCUCCAUUUGGAGUCAAGGAAACCCUAACAACUUUGAUGGAUAUGAACAUUGUGCACACACCAAUGAUGGCAGCCAAUAUUACUGGAAUGAUGUCCCUUGCUCAAGAACAUUUGCUUUUGUCUGUGCAUCUCGUACAGUUUGCCCUUAG